Messenger RNA from Chelmon rostratus (copperband butterflyfish), 967 nucleotides. Its product is annotated as GTP-binding protein REM 2-like. Gene Ontology annotation, molecular function: calcium channel regulator activity; GTP binding; GTPase activity. The transcript has 6 exons. Bases 62 to 967 code for a protein of 301 amino acids. Gene Ontology annotation, cellular component: plasma membrane. The record is from RefSeq and is a predicted model, not a curated record. NCBI's taxonomy places the organism in Eukaryota, Metazoa, Chordata, Actinopteri, Chaetodontiformes, Chaetodontidae.
GAGAGAGAGAGAGAGACCGUGCUUACUUUGUAGUUGCCGUGAGCCGCGUGACAGUUUGCAGAUGCCGACAGAUGUGCCCGAAGACAGACUCAACAACGAGGAGAAAGCGACCAAGUGUGACAGUAUGACUCUGUCCAGCACCCCGACUGUUCGCAGAGGAAGCACUCCUCUGCCAAUUAAGCACCAGCUCAGACGUGAAGAAGCUGUCCACGAUGACGCUGACUGGACAUCAGGUGCAGCCGGACCUUCUGCAUCACCGAUCAGCUUCAGCCCAGCCUUGGACGACACUCUGACCGUGUCCGUGGAGGGCAGGCCUGACGGGCCUUUAAGAAUCGCCCUGCUGGGGCAGAAUGGCGUGGGGAAGUCUUCUCUGGCCAUCGCUCUGGCUGGGGACAUGGACAGGACCGCGUCUGUGGACUCUGAAGGGGAGGGUUAUGUGCGCACAGUCACCGUGGAUGAUGAGGAGAGCACCAUCAUUAUCUAUGACAACUGGAGACAGGACCUGUCGGCUCUGCUGUGUGAGGUGUGCGUCCUGGUUUUUUCAGUGACUGACAGGCGUAGUUUCCACCGCACCGCUCAACUCCGGCUUCUCCUGAGGGAGACUCAGCCCCAGACUCCCAUCAUCCUCGUCGGUAAUAAGAGCGACCUCGUUCGCACGCGCGAGGUCACCUCUCAGGAGGCCAUGUCCAGCGCCGCCCUCUACAACUGUCUGUAUCUGGAGAUCUCUGCCUCUCUGGACCACCGUACUCCAGAGCUGCUGGAGUGCGCCGUGCGGCUAGCCAGGGGCCAGUCCCCCUGGCCCCCGGGGACCAGCGCGGAGGACAUGAGCGGCGGUCAACGGGAGAGCAUCACCUCCCGUGCCAAGCGUUUCCUGUCCAGCCUGGUGCCCCGGUACCCGCGAGAGCGAGAGGUGGGCAAGUUCAUGAGGCAGAAGUCCCGCUCGUGCCACGACCUGGGGGCGCUGUGA